AUGGACAUUCCGUAUUACCACUAUGACCACGGAGGAGACAGCCAAUAUCUCCCUCCGGGUUUCAGGUUUCAUCCGACAGAUGAAGAGCUCAUCACUCAUUACCUCCUCCGUAAGGUCCUCGACGGUUGCUUCUCAAGCCGUGCCAUCGCAGAGGUUGAUCUCAACAAGUGCGAGCCUUGGCAACUUCCCGGGAAAGCUAAUAUGGGAGAGAAAGAAUGGUACUUCUUUAGCCUCCGUGACCGGAAAUAUCCGACGGGACUGAGAACGAAUAGAGCAACGGAGGCUGGUUACUGGAAAGCUACCGGAAAAGAUAGAGAGAUUUAUAGCUCAAAGACUUGUGCACUUGUUGGGAUGAAGAAGACUCUUGUCUUCUACAAAGGACGAGCUCCUAAAGGAGAGAAGAGCAGUUGGGUUAUGCAUGAAUAUCGUCUUGAAGGCAAAUUCUCUUACCAUUUCAUCUCCAGAAGCUCGAAGGACGAAUGGGUGAUCUCUAGGGUUUUCAAGAAAACCGGUUUAGCUAAUACCGGAGCCUCAGCUGGAGUUACUAGCGUUAGCAGUGGUACCGGUACGUCUAAAAAGACAAAAAUACCCUCGAACAUCUCCACAACUUACCGUGAGCAACCAAGCUCUCCUUCCUCCGUCUCACUCCCUCCUCUCCUUGACCCCACCACAACCCUCGGCUACACCGACAGUAGCUGGUCCUACGACAGCCGUAGCACCAACACAACCACCGCAAUAACCGAGCACGUGUCCUGUUUCUCCACUGCCACUACUACUACUGCCUUGGGCUUAGAUGCUAACGUUGAUUUAUUCAACCAUCUUCUACCGCCUGCGCCGCAUGGGUUUGACCCUUUUCCGCGCUUUGUCUCUAGAAACGCCUCGCCUCUAUCUAACUUUAGGUCGUUCCAAGAGAACUUCAAUUACUUUCCUUACUUUGGGUCGUCUUCUGCAUCCACCAUGACCACCUCCGUUAACCUGCCUUCUUCCCACGGUGGUACCGGAAUGAACUACUGGCUACAGACGACGGCGGAAGAGAACGAGACAAAGGCCGGUCUGCUUAACGGUGGACUUGAUUGCGUAUGGAAUUACUAAACACAAAAAGAGGCGUUAACUAAUAAUUGUGUUCCCGUUAGGGAUGGUUAUGUUUAAAUUUCUAGGAUGCUUAUGAUAUUUCUAAGUGUGUCGAGGAGCUUAAUAACGCCCCUAGCUUGGUGUGUUUGUUUAAUUAUGUAGUUUUUGCGUAUCCAACUGUGUUAGUAUAAGGUGCACAAGAAAGUGUUUUGGUCUAUUUAACUUGUGUGUUAAUGUAUAAGUUAUCGUCG
Molecule: messenger RNA, 1322 nt
Organism: Eruca vesicaria subsp. sativa (arugula)
Lineage: Eukaryota; Viridiplantae; Streptophyta; Magnoliopsida; Brassicales; Brassicaceae
Source: the annotation of a GenBank genome assembly